UCCUCUCUCUCUCUCGGCCUUUUAUUCCCCUCGCAUUUUCUCCGGCGAUACGCUCACAUCGGAGAAUCCUGCCGGCGAUUAGAUGGCGGUGGCGUCGAUCUCCGCGACGCUCUCAUUCCUAAUUUAUUUCUCUCUUCCCUGUUCAAAUGCGGCUUCUGGUGAAAACAUCCUCCACCAAUCUCUUCCCGGCGCUAGAUCACCUCGUCCCAUGGUGUUCCCUCUGUUUCUCUCUCAAGCCAAUUCGACGAGAUCCGUGUCUAUUCACCAUCGGAAACUCCACAAUACCGACUCAAAAUCACUGCCUCACUCUCGCAUGAGACUCUACGACGAUCUUCUUCUCAACGGGUAUUAUACGACGCGGCUUUGGAUUGGUACGCCACCACAGAUGUUUGCUCUUAUAGUGGAUUCUGGAAGUACUGUUACUUAUGUUCCUUGUUCUGACUGUGAACAGUGUGGCAAACACCAGGACCCAAAAUUUCAGCCGGAAAUGUCUAGCACCUAUCAGCCUGUGAAGUGUAACAUGGAUUGUAACUGUGAUGAUGAUAAGGAACAAUGUGUUUACGAGAGAGAGUAUGCUGAACACAGCAGUAGCAAAGGUGUGCUUGGUGAAGAUCUAAUAUCGUUUGGCAAUGAAAGCCAGCUAACACCUCAGCGAGCUGUUUUCGGCUGUGAGACCGUGGAAACCGGUGAUCUCUACAGUCAACGCGCUGAUGGCAUUAUUGGAUUAGGCCAGGGUGAUCUCAGUCUUGUGGAUCAGUUGGUGGAUAAAGGUUUGAUAAGCAACUCUUUUGGUUUGUGUUAUGGAGGGAUGGAUAUUGGUGGAGGCUCGAUGGUUCUUGGGGGUUUCACUUACCCAGCUGAUAUGGUAUUCACUGACUCGGACCCUGAUCGUAGUCCAUAUUACAAUAUAGAUUUGACGGGGAUACGCGUUGCUGGGAAGCAGUUGUCACUGAACUCGAGAGUCUUUGACGGAGAACAUGGCGCUGUUUUAGACAGUGGUACAACUUAUGCUUAUCUCCCAGACGCAGCAUUUGCAGCAUUUGAGGAAGCUGUUAUGAAAGAAGUUUCCCCAUUAAAGCAGAUUGAUGGCCCUGAUCCAAAUUUUAAAGAUACUUGCUUUCAUGUUGCUCCAAGUAACGAUGUCUCAGGACUUUCAAAAAUAUUCCCAUCAGUCGAGAUGAUGUUCAAGAGUGGGCAAUCAUGGCUCUUGUCCCCUGAAAAUUACUUGUUCCGACAUUCCAAGGUGCACGGCGCAUAUUGUCUUGGUGUAUUCCCAAAUGGAAAAGAUCAUACAACUCUUUUAGGAGGAAUUGUGGUUCGCAACACACUUGUUGUGUAUGAUCGUGAGAAUUCUAAGGUCGGAUUCUGGAGAACCAAUUGUUCAGAGUUAUCGGAUAGGCUUCAUAUAGACGGUGCACCACCACCUGCCAUUUUACCUUCAAAUGAUUCAAAACCAUCUCUCAAUACAUCAAGCAAUCUCCCAGGGGAGAGUCAAUUUGGUCAAAUAAACCUUGAUAUUCAACUAACAGUCAAUACGUCAUAUCUGAAACCUCGCAUUGAAGAGCUCUCCAAUUUGUUCUCGAAGGAGCUCGAUGUCAAAUCUUCACAGGUUUCUUUAUCGAAUCUCACCUCCAAAGGAAACAACUCUCUCAUCAGAAUAGUUCUUGUCCCUACUGAAACUUCUAAUUUGUUUUCAAAUGAGACAGCUACGAGUAUAGUUUCUCGGUUUACCAAUCAUCAAAUCCAGCUGCCUGACAUAUUCGGAAACUAUGAGCUUGUUAAUUACAGUCUCGAGCCUCAAAGAAAACGGACAAGGUGGCAGAUGAAGAACAUCAUUGUCGUGACAGCAAUUGGGAGCAUCAGUGUAAUUGUUGGGUUAUUAGCUUAUGGAGUUUGGUCUAUGUGGAAACGCAAACAAACAUCGAAUCCAUAUAAACCUGUCGAUGAUGAAGCUACCAUAGUCGCGGAGCAAGAACUGCAACCUAUAUAAACAUCUAGUAGUAAAUAAAGUCACCUUAUGUUUUAUCUUUAUUGGUUAGUAAAUAAUGCCUCUUAUUUUUUAUGAAACUUUUAUAUGCUUUUUCAUUAGUUUUUACCCAUGUUGUUUUUUAUUUUUCUGUCUCAUCAAUCAUAAUAUAGUCAUUUGUAAAAGAUCAUAUAGUGCAUGAACA
Molecule: messenger RNA, 2171 nt
Organism: Eutrema salsugineum
Lineage: Eukaryota; Viridiplantae; Streptophyta; Magnoliopsida; Brassicales; Brassicaceae
Product: aspartic proteinase CDR1
Exons: 12
Coding region: 83-1990 (635 amino acids)
Biological process (GO): proteolysis
Molecular function (GO): aspartic-type endopeptidase activity
Source: RefSeq, a predicted model, not a curated record